GGGGAAGCGGGGCCGCGCGUGGCUAGCAACGCAGCCGCCCCGCUUUCCCUCCCGCCGCGGAACGGGGAGCCCCUAUCAGGAGGCGGGUGGGAGGAGCCAGCCAGCUGAGCGGAGCGAGCACCCGGGCGGGCAUGUGAGCUGCCGGAGUCCGCAUCCCUGGAGCAGCAGCCGCAGCAAGGAGAGCGCGACAUUCCCCGCUUCUCUCGGCCGAAGGAGGAGGCGGCAACAAGGGGCGGGCAGGGUCGCCCGGCGUUGCCUUUGUGGCAGGCGGCAGCCAGAGACGCCACCCCACCUUGAGCAGCGCCGCGGCGCUUGUUUCAGCACCGAGGAGGAGAUGAAGCGGCGCCCGGAGCAAGAGGCUCCAUCGCCCGGACCGCGGAUCGGAGGCGGGUGCCGCUGAGCUCGCCACCGCUCAGCUGCUUCUCUGGAGGCACUUGGAGGAUGCAUCAAUUAAAACUUUGUCUCAGUUACUUGUGGGAUAUAAGCUUAUGACCAACCAACAGAAAACAGAGUUUCUACUCGCCAAUUAUAACAGAGAUAAUAGAAAAAGUGACCUCUUCUGCCUUCACAGCACUGAAACCACAUCAAAAUUACUUCAAUACGCAUGAUAAAUCAGAAUCAGAACUCUGUGUGAUCUUGCUGUACAGUCAGCGUGAUGACGGCCAUCCUAGAACGGAUCAGCACAUUGUCCAUCAGUGGGCAACAACUCCGCCGGCUUCCUCAGCUCUUGGAAGAAGGCUUCCCCAAGAUGCCCUGCACUGUCAAAGAAUCUGAUGUGCCCCAGCUGUUCCGGGAGCCAUAUAUCCAAGCUGGGUAUCGCCCCACAGGUCAGGAUUGGCGCUACUAUUUCCUCAGCCUCUUCCAGAAACACAACGAGGUUGUUAAUGUCUGGAGCCACCUCCUGGCAGCCUUGGCUGUGCUGCUAAGGUUUAAUGCUUUUGCUGAAGCAGAGGAGUUGUCUUUGGAAGUCCAUUCUUUGCCUCUCUUCAUCUUCGUCCUCUCCUCUGUAACGUAUCUAAUAUGCAGCCUCUUGGCUCAUCUCUUGCAGUCCAAGUCAGAGCUGUCCCACUAUACCUUCUAUUUUGUGGACUAUGUUGGGGUCAGCAUAUACCAAUAUGGAAGUGCCCUGGCCCAUUUCUACUACAGUUCGGACCAAGCCUGGUAUGACAAGUUCUGGCUUUUUUUCCUGCCAGCAGCUGCCUUUUGUGGAUGGCUCUCCUGCGCUGGCUGCUGCUAUGCCAAGUACCGUUACCGGCGCCCUUACCCCAUCAUGAGGAAAAUGUGUCAGGUGAUCCCAGCAGGGCUGGCAUUCAUCUUGGACAUCAGUCCUGUGGCGCACCGUGUGUUUAUGUGCCAUCUUGAAGGCUGUGAGGAGACGGCUGCUUGGUACCACACCUUCCAGAUACUUUUCUUUCUGGUCAGUGCUUAUUUUUUCUCUUGCCCAGUUCCAGAGAAAUAUUUCCCGGGCUCCUGUGAUAUCGUUGGCCAUGCCCACCAAAUUUUCCACACCUUCCUAGCUAUCUGCACGCUGUCGCAACUGGAGGCCAUCUUCUUGGAUUAUAAGAACAGACAAGAUGUUUUCCUCAGGCGACAUGGCCCCUUCUCCAUCAUCCUGUCUUGUGGCUCAUUUUUUGGCUUAGUGGCUUGUAGUGCUGUCACCGCACACCUUUUGCAGCGUAAGAUCAAGGCAGAGCUGGCUGUAAAGGAAUCCUGAGAAACUGUCAUGACAUGGGGAUGAGUUUGAGUCCCAAUCUGCUUGAAGAAAACCAGCAAUGGAAAUGUCUAAAUACUGUAUAUACAGAAACUAACAACAUGGUUUGCCUCUAUAAAUUAUAACAAAGGAAGCAAUUGCAGGCUGGAACUACUUUUUAUUUUUUUUUAAAAAGCUGCCUUAUGUAUUAAUUUUUUAAAAUUAGUGUGUCUACCUAUUGCUGAGCAAGGGGUAUUAAGGACACCUAACUGAAGAUUUUGUGUUAGGCAGAUUUUUCUAGAUAGUCUUGCUAUGAGUUCCAGCAGGUAACUCAAAUGUGAAAAAGAAAAAGGGACUGAAGGAUAUCUGAAGGGGCAAGGGAAGGACCACACAACCACUCAUUUACAAAGGUCUAGUUCUCAAUGCGACUAUAAAUCUGUGUCUGUUGUACCACUUCAGAUAGUUGGAGGAGAAUUUAAUAAGUUUGAGUCACCACCUGCAGUCUGAAAUAGUAUGGCUUGGAUAUAGGCUUAUCAUCUCACUGAGAACUAGGUCAAAGACUUAGAAAAUACAGUGAGAGAUGAGCCAAUUAGGUCUGUUCCAUUUUAGCUGCCUGUGGCCUUGACUGUAGUCAGUUUGCAAUGCAGCAGCAGGCUUAAAUCUACUCCUAAAUUGUGAAUUUCAAGAUAAAUAUUUUAUGUCAUUUUAUGUGUGGAUGGUAUAAGUAUGAAUAAUGUUUGGUCUCGGUGGUCUGUUUACCACUCUGAUUUAGAUAUUUGUGAAUCUAUAUCUCUGCAGCUCUUCUGCAGGGGAGAGCAAGCCGUUCAAAGUGUCACAGUGUUGCAUUUUCCUUCAGAUAAAAUGUAUUGUGCUACUAGAUCCAAAUAAGAGUCUUCCUUUACUAUGGGACUCUAAUUGCUUAAACAUAGUCAGAAAAUGACACCCCUUCCAAAGCCCUCCGCCCACCACCACCAGAUGCAUCUUCCCCUUCCAGUUAUACAUCACUUACUGGCAUUUCCCUUCCCUGCCCAGUGCUUUCUGAAAUAGUUUGACGGGUAGAGGAAGGGCAUGGGCAAUUUCAGAAAUAAGGGAAUGCUACCUUUCCUCCUUGGUCAUGUAAUCCAUUGUGUCUUUCAAAUUUUCUUCCAUUUUCGAGAUGUUUCAGGUAGCACAGUAGCUUCUUUGUGUAUUAAGGUGUAUAUUGGGAUAUAGAAAGGAAGAGAGCCAAUUAAUGCAGGGAAGAGAAGACAUUUUCAGCAGAAAACCUGCAAGGGGGAGCGAGUGAUUGGUGAACAGGCCACCGCACAGGUGCUUGGCCAGCCACCUAGCAUUCAGAAUGACUACUGGGAAGACUAGUGCCAACCAGGGAUUUAUAACCAUAAACUUGCCCACUGCGCCAUUACGCAGGUUUUCUUUAUUCUUCACCCUUAUUGUUUUUCUCAUUCCUUUUAUCUGAUUCAAAAGGUCCGUAAUUGUUGUCUCUUUAGGCAAGUAUCUCCAGAUCAUUCUUCUUCCAUGUGACAUCUAGGAUGAAGAACGGCUAGGAUGAUUUUGGGUUAGUUUGGAUGAUACAUCUUCUGGAUGAUACAUCAGUGUGUUGAGGGAGAACUCUGGAUGUUCACAUCUCCUAUCCAGAACACCAUCUCACUGCCUCUUAAUCAUUUGGGAGAUAGUUCAGACCCACCCAUCACACAUUAAGACCUAUUAAGUUGCUGUGAGCUAGCACAGUGGAUGUGAAGGACGACAUGCAUGCCAUGCCGCCUUCCCCAUGUGUUUGAGAAGCCUGGCAGAUGUAUUGUCUGAGUUAUCCCACUGACAGGGCUUUCUUAUAGCAAUAGUUUGGUGCCAAUACAAAAUCCAUCUUCCCCUUGGAGUCUUCCCCACCUCUCUUCCUUUUCCCCAAUCCAGUCUUUACAGAGUGUGAAAGCCCAGCUCUCCUUUUAAAGUUGGAUUUUCUCAGCUCUUGAAAAUGGCAGCCACGCAGUGAAGCUGAAUUCCAGCUUCUCUUAACAUCUGGGAGCAUGAAGAAAUCUAUCACUAGGACUUCUCAUGAAAAUUUAAAACAACAGGAAAAAACCUUCCAAAUAAUUGGUAAUAAGAUACUGCGCCAUUCUUUUGUUAGAGCUAUUUGAACACACUCUGAGCUUGACAGAGCACAAAUAUAACUGUAACCUAGUGACUCUUUGGCCUGAGCUCAAAGCUCAGUUUCCAUGGGACCAAGUUUCCUUUGUUGGGUGUAAAUGAGCAUGAAAUAUUAAUUUCCCCUUUAGCUUGAAGGAUAGGUACUGAUAUCAGUUCUGCCCCCUCCUCUUCCUUGUACAAUGAUCUGCAUAGUCUGCAGUAGUCAAGGAAACCUUUCAUUCAAACUCAAAAGUCACUGAUGGCAACUUCAGACAUGCCUUUUGAAGCUGAAUUUUUUGUUACCUCUGGGCCUCAGAAUCACACAUAUAUCCUAUCCAAAAUGCAAUUUUUGGCAAUAUGACAGAAUAAGGUGCCACUUGGGUACAAUACCUUCUAUUAUUAUGUCAGUUGUGACUUUGUAGAGACAGUUUCAAGCACAACCUAUAAGACUCUUUGAGAGGCAAGACUAUAAAGUGGUGUAAAAAUAAAAAGAAUAACCAUACCUGCCAUUUCAGAGGCUGAACAGUGUAUAUCUGAAAGCCAUCCUAUAUGUUGUGCAGAAUGUGUUGACCCAAGACUGGUCUGGACUGUAUCAACUCAGAUUGAGGUGGGUGGGUGGGUCAUAAUUUUAAAUGCUUUUCCAUAUAAAGAUAUCUUUGCAAGUAGUAAGUUAGUGCACAAGGGAGUGGUUAUGCUAAAAUUUUCCUUCUGGUGUGCCAGUUUUCUAUCAAUCAAUCUAUGUGAGAGAGCACUGAAAAAUCUGUCCCACCCCAAUUACAAUCUGAAUUGGUAUUGUUUGGAAUUCUGCUACCUCAGUUUACCAUCUUAUUUUCUUUAAUGUGUGGUUUUUAAGCUGCCCUGGCUAUUAUUGAAUUAUUCUUAUUACAUAUAUUUCUGUACCACUUCUCCACAGACAAGUUCUCAGAGUCGUUUAUGCCACAAAAGGUAUGAAAAAAUUGUUCCUUGUCCAAGUGGGGCUCACAAUCUAAAUAGAAACAAAAAGGAAGCACCAGCAACAGCCACUGGAGGGACGUUAUGCUGGGGCUGAUUAGGGAGAGUUCUCUCUCAACUAAAUAUAAGAGAGCUACCACUUGCAGAGGUGAAUGUUUUUAGGUGUCCACUCAUAAACUUCAGUGAAAAUAUACUUAUGUGGAUAAAAGGGCUUAAUUCAAUGUUACUUAUUCAAGUGCAGUUCAGAUCGUAGUCACCAAGCGCUGUUAAUAUAAGAUCUCAUCAGUAACAUGCCCAAAAUUAUUUGAAGAAUUCUUUUAGCUUGAAAUGUAACCAGUUUCUAAUUUAAGUUGCCACAAGACACUUAAACUAAACUUCCGAGUGGGGUGGAAAGACAUUUCAUGUUAGAGAUCUCUACAGUAUAAAAAGACGAGAAUGGAUAUGUUCAUCACUCUAAAUUGCCUGGCUGUAUGAAAAUUAUCUGAUUUUAUAUCACCACCUAGUGGCAUAGCAAACAAACCAAGACUGACUAAUAGCUUUACUAUUUGUGGAUUUUCAAAUAUAGAUGUGUUCAGCUUACAUUCAGCAGAGCUAUUUUUUUCCUUAUUCCAUCCUGGAACCUACUUGGUAAGAGGUCUCUAUAUUAAAAAUUACUUAAUUUCACCAAAGUUGCAUUGCUGCUACAAGUACAAAAUAAAGCUGUUCCUGUCCCGUUCCCUGUGACUUCACAAGUUACAUCUACAAUUUCUUUACUAACCAUUAGUUGAAUGUAUACUUGUUAUUCACCUGCCUAAAAUCUUACUUUAAAAGUGAUAAUCUGGUCCCAUUUAGUGCAUUGAAGGAGCUUUGGUUGACAUAAGUGGGCUUAGAGACAAACAUUUAGGAAUCCUUCUGAAUAUAUUGUCAUUGGGAAGAGCAGUUUGAGAACAAGGCUGUUAGUCCUAAAAUGAAGCUAAAUGUAAUGGGGUCUCAUCUCAUCCUUGACAUCCUUUUCAUCCCCUUUCAUAGAUCUUUCUCAGGCACUUCCCAGAAUAUUUUACUAUCAGCUCUGUAAUUUCAAGGAGACUCGGUAAGCACAGAUAUAAAAAUGAUCUCCCAGAUGAAUGUAAGAAGCAAAACUGAUGAGCUUCUAUAGAAAGAUCAAACAGUCUGCUUUUUCGACUUGAUGGGCCUGAGAACGCAGUCCUAUAUAUAAUUACACUUCCAGCUUUCCAUAUUUGUUUCCAAAGAUUUAGUGGACUAGAGCCAAACAUUUUUUAUUUUUUUUUGCCAUCUCCAAUCUCAUGAUUUACACAUGGUUGUUCAUUUCAGCUGCAUUUGGGUUUGGUGUGUAGGCAGACUGAGGGCAGAGACAUGUACUUAUUUCCAGUGCUCCAUCUUAACAUAGAGGAGCACAUGCUAGAGGUUCCAGGUGUGCCUUGGGAACUUACACUUCUCAAAAAACCCUUUUGGGGUGGGUAAAAAACCAUUGUUUCUAAAAGUGAGUAGUGGGUUUUGUAUUUUCUUCAACAAAAAGGGAGUGUUGUUUUGGUAUCACACUGAUUGCUACUCCCUGUUAAUCUCCCACAGUCUGUAUUGUUGAGGAUAUUUGAAAAUUUGUUCUGUAUUGGGAAAAAAUCACAAGUAAAAACUAGAGAAAUUUGAAACA
Molecule: messenger RNA, 6410 nt
Organism: Hemicordylus capensis (graceful crag lizard)
Lineage: Eukaryota; Metazoa; Chordata; Lepidosauria; Squamata; Cordylidae
Gene: PAQR8
Product: progestin and adipoQ receptor family member 8
Exons: 3
Coding region: 656-1714 (352 amino acids)
Biological process (GO): response to steroid hormone
Cellular component (GO): plasma membrane
Molecular function (GO): nuclear steroid receptor activity; steroid binding
Source: RefSeq, a predicted model, not a curated record